AUGGCGUCGACGUCGACGACGCGUCGCGCGUUCGCGACGUCGGUGUCGAUCGCGAUGGUGCUCGGGGCGGAUGCGUCGGCGCGCGGAUGGGCGCGGGCGGGCGGGACGGACGCGGAUGGAGAGCACGCGCCCGAUCACGCGCUUCCGGGACCCUAUCGCGUGCGAACGCUCCCGCAGUUGGAGCACACGUGCGAUCGGUGCUUUCCCAUGUGCACGGGAUUGAGCUGCUUGACGAGAAUCAAGGUGUACGUGCCGCGCACGGAGUUCGCGGUGGACGCGUUGUUUCCGGUGCGCGGCGUCCGGGGGAUCGAUGCGGGUGCGUCGACGAGCGAGGACGGAUCGAGGGGUGAUGUGGCGGCGCCGUAUCCGGUGGCGAUCAUCACGCCCGGGUUUUUGAUCGAUGGCGACGCGUACGCGACGCUCGCGCGGCGGUUGUGCUCGUGGGGGUUCGUGGCGGUGACGUACACAAAGACGGAAUCUGUCGCCGGUGGAACGCUCGACGACGACGUGAGCGCGGCGAUUUUGGAUGAUUUAAUAUCGUGGAUCGGUUCAGACGUGUUGCUGUCGCCAUACGCGGACUCGCAAAACGUGUACUUGAUCGGGCACAGUCGCGGCGGGAAGAUUUCGAUGCUUCAGGCGACGAGAGACGACCGCGUCAAGGCGGUGUGUCUGCUCGAUCCCGUGGACAACACCGUGUACGCACCGAUCGCACCGGGGUAUCCGUCAUCGCUCGCGGUUAUGGAGGCGAAUCCAUCGCGUGUGCCACCGAUAGCGAUCGUAGGCGGAGUGAACGGCGGCGAGUGCGCGCCCGCUUCGUCAAAUUAUGAGCAGUUCUUCGCGGCGUCGCCGAGCGGCGCGGUGGCGCGCGAUCACCCACCGUGGGGGAUCUCCUGCGGAGCCGGACACUUUGAUUUCGUGGACGAGGCCACGUUUGUGCAAAAAGUGAUCUGUCCCGAGGGCACGCUCGACGCAACCGCGACGCGUGAUUUGAGCGCCGCCAUCGCCGUCGCGCACGGCGAGCGCAUCUUCCGUCCUCUUCCGGCGUACGGCGAUGACGACGCCGUGCUCGAUCGCGUCCUCGUCUCUCUUCGUAAUCAGUGGAUCGAUCGAGGCAUCGAUUUCACCACUGUUCGUAAGAUGUAG
Molecule: messenger RNA, 1143 nt
Organism: Ostreococcus tauri
Lineage: Eukaryota; Viridiplantae; Chlorophyta; Mamiellophyceae; Mamiellales; Bathycoccaceae
Product: unnamed product
Exons: 1
Coding region: 1-1143 (380 amino acids)
Biological process (GO): chlorophyll catabolic process
Molecular function (GO): chlorophyllase activity
Source: RefSeq, a predicted model, not a curated record